Kwoniella mangroviensis CBS 8507 is the source of this 870-nucleotide messenger RNA. RefSeq lists its product as uncharacterized. Gene Ontology annotation, cellular component: cytoplasm. NCBI's taxonomy places the organism in Eukaryota, Fungi, Basidiomycota, Tremellomycetes, Tremellales, Cryptococcaceae. The transcript is spliced from 6 exons. The record is from RefSeq and is a predicted model, not a curated record. Bases 1 to 870 code for a protein of 289 amino acids. Gene Ontology annotation, molecular function: aldehyde-lyase activity.
AUGACAGCUUCAAACGGUACCAACGGGGACUCCGCUAAAAUGACCGAAGAUCCCUUGUAUCAAAAGACGAUGUCUUUCAUCCGACCAAACUGGUUGAAGGAGAAGAUGGAGGCGGGUGGCCUAGGUUUCUCAUUCGGAAUGUCCAUGACCUUCUCGCCCGAUGUAGCUCUUUUAGCCAAAGUUGCUGGAUAUACUGCCGUCUUGAUCAACUUGGAGCAUUGUCGAGCCGGCAUUGAAACCGCUUGUGAUGUUGCUUGUGCAUGUUUAAAUAUCGGUAUCUCCCCUAUUUGUGUCGUUCCUUCAUUGCAAUCCGACUGGAUCUCGAGAUUACUUGAUAACGGUGUUCAAGGUAUAAUUGUACCUAGGACGGGUACAGCUGCCAUGGCUAAAGAGCUUGUCAAGUACUCUAAGUUCCGACCUUUGGGAGAACGACCAUUGACUUCCACACCUCAAAUGCAAUAUCAACUCCCUCACCCGGAAUACGCUAAAAUCGCUCAAAAUAAUACAACCUUGACCAUGCCAAUGAUCGAGACUGUAGAAGGCUUAGAAAACUGCGAGGAAAUCGCAGCUGUUGAGGGUGUGGAUGCUGUUUUCGUGGGAGCUUGGGACCUCGCCGACGAUAUGGGUAUAGGCGGUCAACGUGAUAGUCCUCUACUUUACGAAGCUCUCAGCAAGAUCUGUCGAGCAGCUACGAAACACAAUAAAUACGUCGGACUGGGUGGCAUGGAACCACGACCUGACAUCAUUGCUAAAUUACGAAAGGAGUUCAAUUGUGUUAGAUAUGUCAUGGCGGGUAGAGACACCGCAGUGUUCCAAGCUGGUAUGAAUGCACAGGUCAAGACCAUCAAAGAAAUUGAGGCUUCGACAUAG